Messenger RNA from Gorilla gorilla gorilla (western lowland gorilla), 874 nucleotides. It is a transcript of the gene MRPL34, whose product is annotated as mitochondrial ribosomal protein L34. The record is from RefSeq and is a predicted model, not a curated record. NCBI's taxonomy places the organism in Eukaryota, Metazoa, Chordata, Mammalia, Primates, Hominidae. The transcript is spliced from 3 exons. Gene Ontology annotation, cellular component: mitochondrial large ribosomal subunit; ribosome. Bases 134 to 412 code for a protein of 92 amino acids. Gene Ontology annotation, biological process: translation. Gene Ontology annotation, molecular function: structural constituent of ribosome.
CGAGGUGUCUAGGGCCUGGAGAUGGGGCCAGCUGCCUGCCUGCCCCCUACCCCAGGUUGGGCGCCGCUAAGGGCUGGAGCGCCUCUGGGCUCCGGAAUCGCCCGCAGCCGGUACUGCGGAACCCACUGCGGAUAUGGCUGUCUUGGCUGGAUCCCUGUUGGGCCCCACGAGUAGGUCGGCAGCGUUGCUGGGUGGCAGGUGGCUCCAGCCCCGGGCCUGGCUGGGGUUCCCAGACGCCUGGGGCCUCCCCACCCCGCAGCAGGCCCGGGGCAAGGCUCGCGGGAAUGAGUAUCAGCCGAGCAACAUCAAACGCAAGAACAAGCACGGCUGGGUCCGGCGCCUGAGCACGCCGGCCGGCGUGCAGGUCAUCCUUCGCCGAAUGCUCAAGGGCCGCAAGUCGCUGAGCCAUUGAGGAUCGCGACGCAGUCGGCGGGACCCCCAUGGAAGCAUCGCCCUCGCCUCGGACCUUGCCUGGCGCUAUUUUUGCAGGGAGCUGGGGAGCAGGAACGCCUCGGACCUGAGUGCUCUCCAUAUUGUGGGGUUGAAGUCUGGAUGGGAGCUUGCCAAGUCCCUUUUUAGGCUUUUUAAUUAGGAAGCAUUUCGAACCUGCGCAACAGACCAAAGAACAGUACAACGAACAUCCGUGUACCCAGUACACAGCCCUGACUACCGACUACCUACAACCCGUCCCUGCCCCAUCCUGAGUUCUUUUGAAGCUGAUCUCAGGCAUCGGAUUAUUUCUUCUGUAAAUAUUUCAGAAUGUAUCUCUCCAAGAUGAGAGCUCAUUAAAAGAUAAUUACAAAGCUUAUCACAGCCAAAAGAAUUAUCAAUAAUUUUGAAAUAUUAUUAAACGUGUAAUAAAUAUUCAAAGUUC